GGCCAGUGUCAUCUGAUUAUUUCUUAUAGUCAAAAUAAUCUGGAAAUUCUGUUUUUUAGAACUCGAUUUCAUGUGUAUAAGCUCAGAUCAAUGAGGCACACAGGCCACUAUGAACAAAUAGAAGUUCAAAACUUUUAAUAUUCACAAGAACUGUAAGUUCUAUGGUAGUAAAGUUAAUUAAAAAAAAAACUAACACAACAAGUGGUGACAAUAUGUAUUAUUACAGGUUUUUAUGGUGAGUUUUAAUGGAACGGUCAUUUUUGACCAGGAACACAAAAUUGUUUGACAUGAAAUGAACACAACAUGAGGGUUAAGGAAAAACCUGAAAAAUGAGUGCAGAAUCUGGAUGACAAUGCACAAGGGGUCCUAAAUUGUUUUAUGUGUGUGAACAUGAUAUAAAUCAUAUACUAUGGCCUUUGCAGUAACCAGAUCUCAACUCAGCUGAAGACCUAUGGGAGAUUUUGGAGCAAUGUGUUUGACAUCGCUCUCUACCACUGUCAUCAAAACACCAAAUGAGGGAAUGUGUUUUGGAGGAAUGGUGUUCAUCCCUCCAGUAGAGGUCAGAGACUUGUAGAGUCAAUGCCAUGGUGUGCUGAAGCUGUUCUAGCAUCUCAUGGUGGUGAUCAUGGUAUGUACUGCACAGUAAUUUAUAGUGUAUUUCAUUGUAUAUACACACCCAAUUAAGAUCAAUUAAUUCCAGACGGAAAAAACGUUGAUAUCAAUGACUCUCACUGUGUCCAAGGAAGUGAGUGUGUUUAUUUUCUCCCCUCCUUUACAUCAUUCACUAUUGCCCUUGUUAGACUAAUUGGAUUGACUGGCCAAUCAGGAAGAGGCACCUCCUAAGUCAGGGGUUUAAGCAGAGGGAAUUAAAGCAUGAAUCUCUCUCCAGUGCUGCUGAGUUGAGUUGAUCCUCGAGAGGGUCCCAUCCAGAUCAUCUAAUCGAAAGAGGCCAAGGAAGCCAGGAAGGCUCAAGCACCUCCCUCCCAAUCCCCUUCCGCUCAGAAAUCGUCUUUCAGCACGAUUAGUGCUGCACCCAGAUUCUCUGCAGCUACUCACAGAGAACCGUCAAAAUUUCCAUCCUUGAGGAUCUUGAGUUUGCGGAGGAAGAAAGCAUGGGUGCGGGAGCAAGCGCCGAGGACAAAAAGUCCAAGGAGUUGGAAAAACAACUCCAAGAAGAUGCUGAUAAGGACUCUAAAACUGUCAAGCUAUUACUGCUUGGUGCUGGUGAGUCAGGGAAAAGCACCAUUGUAAAACAAAUGAAGAUUCUGCAUCAAGGUGGUUACACAAAAGAGGAACAGAUGGAGUUUAGGGCGAUCAUCUACGGCAACAUCCUGCAGUCUGCUCUGGCUAUCAUCAGAGGCAUGGAGAUGCUGGGCAUUGAUUUUGGCUCGUCCUCUGCACAGGAAGAUGCACAGAAGCUGCAGAACUUGUCAGACUCCAUCGAGGAAGGCACAAUGCCUCCUGAGCUGGCUGAAGUUAUCCAGAAGCUGUGGAAAGACUCUGGUGUGCAGGCUGGCUUCGAGAGAGCUGCUGAGUACCAACUGAACGACUCUGCUGGCUACUACCUCAAUGAACUAGACAGAAUCUGCAAGCCAGACUACCUCCCCACUGAGCAGGAUGUGCUUCGAUCUCGAGUCAAAACAACUGGUAUCAUUGAGGAACAGUUCUCCUGCAAAGAGUUGCACUUCAGGAUGUUUGACGUGGGUGGACAGAGGUCAGAGAGAAAGAAGUGGAUCCACUGUUUCGAGGGUGUGACCUGCAUCAUCUUUUGCGGAGCUCUCAGUGCAUAUGACAUGGUGCUCGUAGAGGACGAUGAAGUGAACCGCAUGCACGAGUCCCUCCAUCUAUUCAACAGCAUCUGCAACCACAGAUUCUUUGCACUGACCUCCAUCGUGCUUUUCCUCAACAAGAAGGAUCUCUUUGAAGAGAAGAUCAAGAAAGUCCAUCUGAGUAUCUGCUUCCCAGACUAUGAUGGCCCCAACACAUAUGAUGACGCCAGCAACUACAUCAAGACGCAGUUUUUGGAGCUGAACAUGAAGAAGGGUGUGAAAGAAAUCUACUCCCACCUGACCUGUGCCACAGACACAAAGAACGUCGAGAUUGUGUUCAACGCUGUGACAGACAUCAUCAUCAAAGAAAACCUUAAAGAUUGCGGUCUUUUCUAAGCAGCUCCAGAGUGAAAAGAGGUGAGCCGGUGACCACAUCACAUCACUCCUGUGGACUUUGUUGAUACUGAGUAAUGGGGUCCAGAUGAGGCGGACCCCUGGCAAUUCAAUUUAACACUCAGGUAGCGAAUCAUAUCUGGCCACCCUGUGUUGCCAAGCAACAACUUCGGCCAUAACACAAGCGGACACAAACUCAAACAGCAGACAGUUUAGAACAUGUGGGACUGCUAAGGAUGAGGAAGAUAAUGAGAAGCACAAAAACCAAUCCCUGUAAUGACCUGUGAUUAAAAUCAGCCACUCCCAAAGCUGCAGAAUAAGUAAACAUUUCAUUUUAGAAAUAUAUUGAAUCUCACAACCUUCAGACCCGAAAAUUUACAUAUAAAGACAGUAUAAUAUAUUAAUUUAUGCACAAUUUAAGGUUUCAGCAUGUCUGAGACUGAUUUAUUAUUUUCUCUACGCUGCAGAGCUUCCUUUCCUACCUUAACCCCUCACAUAUUGGCAUUAACUGAGAAGUGUACUGAUGGAGCACAGGGGAUCCUCCAGUUUGUUGUGUUCACGCCAUCGCUUCCACGCCAAGUCCCAGUCCUGGUCCUUGACUGCUCCCUUGCACACCUCAUCAUCUCCAACAGUACAUCCCUGUAACAAAGUGCACGUCCAGCUGGGUUGAAACAACUAUCAAGUCACCAUAUCGUCGUUGUGAGCGUACAGCUUUCUACAGGAUUCUUCAGUUUUUCUAAAGUACAGUAUUUAUCCAACACCAGAAGCUGCUGGUUUGAAGGUAUGAAGUUGCUUGAAAUAGUUGCUUGUUCGAUCCUCAUUGCUUCCGCUUGACUACUGUGUUGUGAGUUAUAUUUAUAUUAUUAAUACCAAGCUCUUUAAAAUUAAUAAAACAAUAAAAUUCCGGGGGAAAAUAUUAAUAUUUUGAAUAGCAGCAUUGCAACAUUGUUUUUGUUUUUGAGUACACUAGUCUCUGUGGUCUUGAUAUUUAAACUGUAAAAAGUUGCUGAGCAAAUAUCUCAGAUAUUCCCAGUGCUUGCAGUGUAUCCAGAUUACAAAUCAAAUUGUACAUGUAUCUAAUCUAAAUAGUGUUAAUGUAUUCAAUUCACUUAACAUUUUAAUGUGAUGAAUAAAUUUCAGAAGGUCAAACAUGGUAGAAAAACUUUGUACAUAAGAGUAGAUAUGUUAUAUUUUGAAAGAUAAAUCUGUAUGAAAAUAUAUGAGAGAGGGGGAAACACUAGAGGAAUGAUGCUUUAUUUUGAAAAGAGAAUGAAAAUCUACUGAGCUUGUUCUUUCUUAUGAAAAGUAGAAGCAUGAAAUAAAGAUGCAUUAACUUCACUUGUGUCUCUGUGUCUUUGCUGCAGAAUAACAGUGUCAUUCACUGAAUGAUGUAUAUCGAAUUAGUGAGACAGGACUGUCAACACAGACAGAUUGCCCCCGGCUGUUAUUUGCUGCGGACAGUGGUGCAGUUAUAUAAAUUCCCUGUUCUAGUCAGAGGCAGCGUAUGGAAGUUCAUUAACAAUAAACCUAUUAAGAGAGCAAAAUAAAUCAAAGCAGUAAUUAAUCUAAAAUUGAGAUUCACUGUGAGAUUGUACAAGGAUGGAUUCACAGGAUUUGACAGCGAGCAAGGACAAAAUCUUGUGUGUUGACUGCGCGGAGCUGACGAGAGGAAUUAUAUCACUAGAUCUGAGUGAGCAGUAGAGCUUCUUUCAGUCCCAUGUUUAAAGCUGCAAGUUGGAGGCAUUUACACAUAUGCAGCAGUUGAGUCAGAGACAUAUUUCCAUAUGUAGAAACUGAUUAAAAAUCGUAUCGUAUCAGAUCGUAUUGUAUCGCUUGGUGUGUUCCAAACUUCAGGGCACAGAAAAGCAAAAUUAGAUUGGAUAAGUCCUGCUCUGCUAGGGUACAGCUUAGAGGGAUUAAGCUUCGUCUUCUUCUGUGAUUUAUUAGCAUUAGCAUUUGUCCAUUAAUAUUUUUACCAUGAAAUGAUGCAGUAUUACCUCCACAAGUUGGUAUGGAUGUGCACUGUCGACACCUUUUAGCCAGAAAGUAGCUUUUAAAAUUCUCAAUCACAGUCUGCUAAAACACAUGGAGAAAACUGACAGUUGAUUUUAGAUAAGUUUCAUGACUCUACAUUUUGUUAAUGUCAACAAAUCCCAUGAAAAGAGGUGAAAAGUCAACAAUGAAUUAAUCCAACAAUUGUCUGUGUGGACAAAGCCUGGUUUAGCUUUUUCCUCUGUGCCAUAGACCUUUAUUGUUGUCCAAAAAUUAUUAAAAACACAUCAGUGAGCUACACUGUUGCACCUGGGGACAUUCUCCUUUCUCCCAGUGAACAAGGACACUGUAGCUUAUUUUUACUUGAUCCUAACACUGUUCUGCUUCCAUUAAUUCUCACUAGAGCAUCAAAUCUCUAGCUGAAAGCAAACAAAAUGCACAUUUUACUAUUGUCUGAGUAACAUUUGCUGAAACUACAGUAUCUAGCUGUUUUUUAUGGUUAUGCCUGGAAAGGUUAUGCCUUCAGUAGAAACAAAAAGGCUGAGUGCUGCGAACAGGCUGGAGAAGUCAGAAAGUAGAGAGAGAUGGACUGACAGCAGAAAAUAUCAUCGGCCAUUGUUUAAACUGUGAUUUCGGGCUCAGAGAUGAGACUCUGUCGCUGCAUGCACUCAUGUUGACUUAUGGACUGCCAGUUUGAAUUUAUUUUGUCAUCACUCAUUAGUAAAUAAAAUUCCUUAGAGUUUAGUACUCCUUUACAGAGACAGCAUAAAAGAUAAGACAGUAAGGACAUAUUUGUGAGCUGUGUGCAGCAGCUGGAACACACUCAACCCUCAGGUCAAGCAUCCAGAUGUGUCGCCUGAAGUCUAAAAAUACUGAAAAAAUACUGAUUUACAUGACCACCUUUCCUGCACGGUUUGGAUGAGACUUUACAAAUCUUGACAGCAGGUAACAUCUGACUGGUGUUGCCUGUGGUCGGAUUUUGAUAUUGGUUUAGUCUUUUAAACAGAACACAGCUCAGACAGCUUUGUGCCAUCAUUUAAUGAUGUUGAAAAGAAACAAUACAACUGCAGAAACUUAAAGUGAGCUACACAUUUAAAUUCUUAACCUUCUGGAAAGUUGGCUACCACGAUAUCUCUGUGCAGGAAUUGACUGAUCUAAACCAAACUAUGCUCUACUCCAACAUAUCAUAACAUAUCAGCAACAGACUUCCUCAGUAUUAUGUGAGGGCCAAAGCCAAAGAAGACAAAUACAGCCUCUGGCCGUAUCAAACUAUCCCACUUUUUUUAUGUAUUUCUUCGCUGAUAUCCACAGGAUUAAAUAAUUACCUUGAAAAAAAAA
Messenger RNA from Lates calcarifer (barramundi perch), 5492 nucleotides. It is a transcript of the gene gnat2, whose product is annotated as guanine nucleotide binding protein (G protein), alpha transducing activity polypeptide 2. The transcript is spliced from 8 exons. Lineage: Eukaryota; Metazoa; Chordata; Actinopteri; Centropomidae. The record is from RefSeq and is a predicted model, not a curated record. Gene Ontology annotation, cellular component: photoreceptor outer segment; photoreceptor inner segment; heterotrimeric G-protein complex. Bases 1113 to 2165 code for a protein of 350 amino acids. Gene Ontology annotation, molecular function: GTP binding; GTPase activity; G-protein beta/gamma-subunit complex binding. Gene Ontology annotation, biological process: detection of chemical stimulus involved in sensory perception of bitter taste; adenylate cyclase-modulating G protein-coupled receptor signaling pathway.